AUGUCUGGAUUCGAUGAUUUAGAUCAUCUCUUUGAUGAAACUUCAAAUUCAAACAUCGAUACUGAGAAGCUCAAAGGUCUUACAGACUUUUUAACACAGUCCAAUCAGAAUAGAAAUGCUACUCCUCCUACAUCCAAUACUACCCCUCCUCAACAACAACAACCACAACAACAACCACAGCAACCUGCAUACCAUCCAACUCAACAACAAAACUAUCAAAAUACACCACAGACAAUACAGAAUAUACAACAAACAUUGCAUGGCAUACCAUCUCCACAAGGAGGUAUGACGACCGGUACACCAAUGCAAGGUAUGGUGCGACCAAACGUCAACAACCCAUCGACCAUCUCUCCUCAACAACAACAUAUGCAAAACACCCCUCAAGGUAUGAUGGUUAAACCACAGCCAAAUCAAAUGGGAGUAGGUGGUGUUGGUGUUGGUGGGAUGCCCCCACAAAGCAGUAUGAUGGCCAAGCCUCAGCCAGGCCAACAACAACAACAGCCUAUAUACAAUGUCGGUGGAUCAGUGGUACCAUCGCAUCCCCAGCAGCAGGGUAUUCACAAGAUGACACCGAUGACACCACAGCAAGCUGCCUUGAUGAAGCAACAGGCUCAGUUGGGUGCUCAGGUUGCCAAGACUGCACCAGGUAUGCAGAUGAAUACAGGAGUUGGUGGUGUUGCCGGCGUGCAACAAGGAGGAGUUGGAGUUGGAGGAGUGGGAGGUCAACAACCACUACAACAACAAGGAAUGAAUCCACAUGUAAUGAUGCAUAGACAACAGUCGGGUGGUGUCAUGCCAGGUGGCCAAGCACCUACUGGACAGAUCACGUCGAGUACUACCAUCGGACCAAAUCACAUGGCUGGACAGGCGGGUGUCGGACAGCAGAUAUACAGACAAAUGGUUCCUCAAGGAACUGGUGCUCCCGUUCCACCUGGAACACAGCAACAGCAAGGUAUACACCGUCCAAUUGGUCAACCAACCAACACUCAAAUGGGACAACAACCUCAAUUCCAACCAAACAUACCACAAAAACAAACCAUUCAAGGACAACCUCUUGGUCCAACCAAUACCCAACAAAUGGGACAACAACAACAAAUGAAUCAACAACAAAUAGGACAACAACCAAUGAACAAUGUGAACACUGGUAUUCAACAACCAAUGAAUAAUAAUGUAAACACUGGUAUUCAACCCCAACAACAAACACAACAAGGUGUAUCGAAUAUGAGUGGUGGUGUAUCUGGUGGUAUUCAAUCAUUACAAUCAAAUAUGAUGCAGCAACAACAACCACAACCAAUGCAGACAAGUAAACCACCUGCACCACUUUCAACGGUUGGUGGCGGGGGUGUGAUUAGUACUACUACUGCAACUCCACAACAAUCUGGUGGAGGAGGUGUAGGUGUAGCACCAACAGCAGCAGCACCUGGAACAAAUGUGAUUGGAGGGGGAGGAGGAGGAGGACCACCAACACAACAACAAAUCCAACAACAAAUUCAAAACCAUUUCAAUGCACUUGCAUUGGCCUAUAGAAACGAUAUCUUGGGCAAGGAGGUAUUGAUGAAGCAUUUGAUCAUGUUGUUUGGUGCUGAAAAUGCUGGACAAUACACUGUCAAGAUUGACGAUAUUAAUCCUGCCAAGGUACCAAAACUGCCAAGUGAUUUCAACAUUAAUGCAAUCUUGGACAAAACACCUCAACUUCGAGAAAUGACUGUACAAUUCCAAAAACAAAAACAAUCACUCAAACCUGCGCAACCAGCCCAACCACUAACACCACAACAACCAUCACAAACGCCACAAACAUCACAGCAGCCACCUGCAUCCACGCCAUCAUCAGCAGCACUCAGUGCAACACAGCAAUCAACCACCUCCAAAUCAACUACAUCACAAACAUUCCGUCAAUUACCACCUACAGUUCCAAAUGGUCAUACUGUUCCACCACCAAUUCAAAAAGAAGUUAAAAAAGAACCAGCUAAAAAACCAGAAAAAAGAAAAAAAGAAGAAGAAAAACAAACAGAUGAUGAUAAACAAUCAAUUAAAGAAUUAAAUGAUGUAACAAGAAUAGCAAAUAUUGAUAUUAGAAAUGAAUCUGAUCAUUUCUUACCAGAUGCCAAUGGAAAAGAAGAUGAUGAACAUUAUCAAGCUGAAGUUGAACCAUUAUUUUUAAAUUCAGCUCCGCUUAAAAAGAAAAUUGCAAAUAUUAUAACAAAAAAAGGUAUAAAAUCAAUUGAUGAAAAUAUUUAUGAAUAUGUUUCAUUGGCAGCACAAGAUUAUGUAAAAACAGUAAUAGAAUUUUUGAUCAAAGCCUCACAUCAACGUGUAGAUAUCAACAAGGAAGAUCUACCAUUUACAAUCACCAACGACAUUAAAAAGAAGUUGUUGCUCAUUGAAAAGCGCGAGAGAGAUGAACGCAUUAGAAAGGAAAACGAAGAGAAUGAGAGAUUGUUGCGCGAGGCCAAGCAGGCCGAAGCCCUCCUCAAGAAAAAGAUCGAGAGUGGACAGGCAUCAGACGCCAAACUCCAAAAGUUCUCAAAGGCCAAGCAAGAAGAAGAGGACAAGCAACGAACCAUCUCGGCCAACAGCACUGCCUUGGCUGCCAUUGGUAACAUCAAAAAGAAGGCAACUCCCAUGAUUGGCAAACGUCCUCCUCUUGCUCCAGCAGCACUCACCCAACUUUUAAAUCUUGUCAAAGAGGGUCAGACUCUAACAGCUGAACAACAAACACAACAAACUCAACUACAAGCACAACAUGAUGCUGCUCUCAAAUUACAUCAAGUUCAACAAGCUAAAUUACAAGCUGAACAACAAGCUAAAGCUCUUGCUGCAUCAAGUUUACCUCCUCCACCUAUUCUUGGUGCUACUACUACAUCAUCGUCUUCAUCUACCUCUACAACAUCAAUGGAUAUUGACAAGGUUACACCUUCAAAGACACCAGCAACACCUACUUCUUCUUCUUCUUCAUCUUCUACUACUACUACUACUACGACUACUGCAACUCCAUCAACACCAUCCACACCAACAGCUCCAACUUCAGGAUCAUCUACCUCUACCUCUACAUCUACAACAACACCAAUGGAUAUUGACAAGGCAACACCUGAGAAGCAACUUGCUGUCUCUACCGAUUCGAGUACGACCACAGCCACUACAGCAGCAGGUAGUGGAACAAAUCCUUUGCCCAGAACCUCUUUCUUGCCACCUUCCAGUUUGGAAACCACCAAAUCUAGACAUUUCAACAGAAGAUUAUGCAAAAAGGAUGUGUUCUUUGCCACCAACUUUAUCGGUCAACAUGUAAUUCAAAAGUUUGAUUUGAGGAAACUUCAAAAACGUCCAUACACCUUUUUCUAG
Messenger RNA from Cavenderia fasciculata, 3339 nucleotides. RefSeq lists its product as uncharacterized. The transcript is spliced from 3 exons. The record is from RefSeq and is a predicted model, not a curated record. Gene Ontology annotation, molecular function: protein heterodimerization activity; RNA polymerase II general transcription initiation factor activity; DNA binding. Gene Ontology annotation, biological process: transcription initiation at RNA polymerase II promoter. Gene Ontology annotation, cellular component: transcription factor TFIID complex. The coding region runs from base 1 to 3339 and encodes 1112 amino acids. Lineage: Eukaryota; Evosea; Eumycetozoa; Acytosteliales; Cavenderiaceae.